ACUUUCCAAUCAGCGUCCGGAACAUCCAGGCUUGUGAUUCAAACUGCGGCGCGGCGAGCUCCGAGUCGGCGCCGGCGUUGCCGGGCGACUGCUGUGGGUUUGGGAAUGGAGCACCGUAUCGUGGGUCCCGGGCCGUACCGGGCCACCAAGUUGUGGAACGAAACAGUGGAGCUCUUUCGUACCAGGAUGCCUUUACGGAAACAUCGCUGUCGUUUCAAAACUUAUGAGCACUGCUUCACAGCAGCUGAGGCUGUGGACUGGCUACAUGAGCUUCUGAGGAACAGUCAAAACUUUGGGCCCGAGGUAACUCGCAAGCAAACAGUCCAGCUGCUAAAAAAAUUCCUGAAGAAUCACGUGAUUGAAGACAUCAAAGGAAAAUGGGGUCAGGAGGAUUUUGAAGACAACCGGCACCUCUACAGAUUUCCUCCUUCCUCACCCCUGAAGCCAUAUCCAAAGAAGCCCCUGUAUCAAAGAGAUGUUAUUAAAUUUCCAGAGUGGAAUGAUCCCCCACCAGGCACUUCACAAGAGAAUAUUCCAGUGAGGCCAAUUGUGAUGAAUUCUGAGAUGUGGUUCAAGCGCCAUAGCAUUGCAAUUGGAGAGGUGCCCGCUUGCCGUCUCGUCUACCGAAGACAGCUGACCGAGGCCAAUGUGGAAGAGAUCUGGAAGUCUACAACAUUAUCACAUUUACAGAAAAUCCUUGGCCUGGAUUCCUUAGAAGAAGUUUUAAACGUCAAACUUGUCAACUCCAAGUUCAUCAUCCAUAAUGUGUAUAGUGUCAGCAAGCAGGGAGUCGUCAUCUUGGACGACAAGUCAAAAGAACUUCCUCAUUGGGUCCUGUCAGCUAUGAAGUGUUUGGCAAAUUGGCCCAACUGUUCAGACUGGAAGCAGCCAAUGUACUUGGGAUUUGAGAAAGAUGUCUUUAAAACUAUAGCGGAUUACUAUGGUCACCUGAAGGAGCCACUGCUGACAUUUCACCUAUUCGAUGCUUUCGUCAGUGUCCUAGGUUUGCUACAGAAAGAGAAAAUGGCAAUUGAAGCAUUUCAGAUUUGUUGUCUCCUUCUGCCUCCUGAAAACAGGAGAAAGUUACAGUUGUUGAUGAGGAUGAUGGCAAGGAUCUGCUUAAACAAAGAGAUGCCACCGCUGUGUGAUGGCUUUGGCACCCGCACUCUGAUGGUUCAGACGUUUUCCCGGUGCAUCUUGUGUUCGAAGGAUGAAGUAGACUUAGAUGAGUUGCUAGCUGCUCGGUUGGUGACAUUUCUGAUGGACAAUUACCAGGAGAUUCUGAAAGUUCCUCUGGCCCUGCAGACCUCCAUAGAAGAGCGUGUGGCUCAUCUGCGAAGAGUCCAGAUAAAAUAUCCAGGAGCUGAUAUGGAUGUCACGUUGUCUGCGCCUUCCUUUUGCCGUCAAAUUAGUCCUGAGGAAUUUGAAUACCAAAGGGCGUAUGGCUCUCAGGAGCCCUUGGCAGCCUUGCUGGAAGAAGUCAUAGCAGAUGCCAAACUCUCCAACAAGGAGAAGAAGAAGAAGCUGAAGCAGUUUCAGAAAUCUUACCCUGAAGUCUACCAGGAACGAUUUCCUACCCCAGAAAGUGAAGCACUUCUCUUUCCUGAAAAACCCAAGCCCAAACCGCAGCUGUUCAUGUGGGCGCUGAGGAAGCCUUUCCAACCAUUUCAGAGAACAAGAAGUUUCCGGAUGUGAUACAGUGACCGAGUUUUAGAGACCUCAGUGGUAGAGACAGUUUUGAGUCAGUCAAGGUUGAAGAAUGCCAAGUCAUAAACUACUGAAAUAAUGGAGUUUCAGAGAAUCAGUCAGGUGAUCUGACUCUUAAAAUGUUGAGCCGUUGUCAGUAUUUUUAUAAAUCUCAAUGCUGUUUUUAGAGAUGUACAAAUCAAUGGAUGGUUACAAGCCAAGUGUACAUGGUGGUGUAACAGUCUUGGGAUUGUUACAAAAUUCCCUUCCUUCUGUUUGUUGUUUUCCAUGGUGUGUAAAGUUCUUGUGUGUGUUUUCUACUCACUGACACCUCUGGUGAAACCAAGCCUACGAUUAAUGUAUAUACUUGAAUAAGAACCACACUGGGUGCUGUUACUGUGGUGGCAUUGACUCAGUUGCCAAUUGUGAUUUCUCCUAUGUGAAUCCCAUUUUGUUGUUGUUGUGCAAAAGUCCCUACUGUCUUGCAUUGUGAUGGUAGUGCCUUUUAUUGCAGAUUUGUCAGUUGCUGUGAGAUUUACUACCAUCGGCUCGUUGAUGACCCAUAUAUCAGUCUGCAUGUGCCUAUAUGUGGAGUAGAUUUGCAUCUGCCACAGUCAUGUAAUUUGAGUCUUAGCUAAAGACGGACGGUUGAGCAGGAUAAAUUCUUUGGAUUCCCUUAGACCUGUAAAUCUAAAUUAAAUCUUUGUUUGCUUUUAUGAAAAGUAUAAAUGGUAAGAUGAAAUUACUUCCUUUCUGAAUAUAUUUUCUCAGCUUCUUCAUCCUUUUGAAAGUAAAUGGAAUGUAAAUAAAUACUGAGUUUUUUUUUAAUAUGA
Molecule: messenger RNA, 2519 nt
Organism: Cricetulus griseus (Chinese hamster)
Lineage: Eukaryota; Metazoa; Chordata; Mammalia; Rodentia; Cricetidae
Source: RefSeq, a predicted model, not a curated record